This is a messenger RNA of Tachysurus fulvidraco (yellow catfish), 2056 nucleotides long. RefSeq lists its product as uncharacterized. Gene Ontology annotation, cellular component: trans-Golgi network; Golgi apparatus; vesicle. Gene Ontology annotation, molecular function: GTP binding; GTPase activity. The transcript is spliced from 3 exons. Bases 4 to 678 code for a protein of 224 amino acids. NCBI's taxonomy places the organism in Eukaryota, Metazoa, Chordata, Actinopteri, Siluriformes, Bagridae. The record is from RefSeq and is a predicted model, not a curated record. Gene Ontology annotation, biological process: vesicle-mediated transport.
ACUAUGCAGCAGGAGCGCUUGGUAAAGGUGAUAGUUAUAGGGGACCUGGGUGUGGGGAAGACGGCCAUCAUCAGGCGCUACGUGCACCAGGUUUUCUCUCAUCAUUACCGAGCCACCAUCGGAGUGGACUUUGCGCUCAAAGUGCUGCACUGGGACCAGGGCACCGUCAUCCGCCUCCAGCUGUGGGACAUCGCCGGACAGGAGCGAUAUGGCAACAUGACUCGUGUGUACUACCGUGAAGCAGUAGGAGCACUAGUGGUCUUCGACAUGACCCGAGCCUCCACUUUCCAAGCUGUACUUAAAUGGAAAGGUGACCUGGAUGCUAAAGUGGCCCUCUGUAAUGGCCAGCCGGUGCCAGCUGUCCUGCUGGCAAAUAAGUGUGACCAGCAGAGACAGGGCCUAUGUGCCAAAAUACCCAAGUUAGAGAGUUUUUCUAAAGAGCAAGGAUUCCUGGGAUGGUAUGAGACAUCUGCCAAGGAUAACACAAACAUUGACAAAGCCAUCAUGUGCCUGGUUGAGCACAUCAUGGCGGGCGAUGUUAAGAAUCCUGCAGUUGACUCAGACCCCAGUCGAGUGAUCCUGCCUACGUCUGACUACAAGCUCCACGAACGCCACCAAUCCACCUGUUCAGCUUGUUCCAGACCUCACACACCUCCCACAGAGCAUGAGCAAUUAUAACAGCAGAGAAAAUCGACAUAUGUAAAUUACAUUUCUGUAAUUAAAUGCUAUUGGUGAUGACUUAUUAUUCAUGUAGAUGCUUCUUGUUUAUACAUGCAAUGUACAUUUACAGUACUAUAAACUUGUUCUGAAAAACAUGUUUUUUGCAUGUAGAUGGUGUUUUGCAUUUGGAACAUCAAAAUGGUCAUGGAAAGUUAAACGACAGUUAAAUGCUUAUAAAGAGGAACUUGUUUUUUGAGUUGUACAUUUUUUAGUUUUGCUUAACUAAGCAAGACAGCAGGACUGUUGAGGAAACUGAGGACAAACUGUUAACACCACUGUCAAAAAAAUGUCACCAGUAGAAAAUGCUGCCUAAAACACCAUCACCUCAGAGCACACAGUGUCUUAUACACUGUAAUACAGGGCAAAUGCUAUACGGGGAAAAAACUGUAUUAUUAGUACUUGUAACUGUUUAGGAAAUUAAGUAUUUAUAUAAAAUUUUAAAAACUUUUGCUGCGAAUUUAAAUAGAAAAAAAUGUUACAGCCUUAACUGUCAACACAUGUUGUUACAAUGUGUGAAAAUGAUAAGGAAGUGGUCAUACUGGGCAAACAUUAUACUGUUAAUGUAUAAUGAGAGUUUAGGGUAAUGGUUAGGGUUUAUGGGUUGAAUACAAAUCUAAUUGAACUGUGAUAUCCUUAUGGAUUCCUACAGUACCUGGAUCUGUUUCAAACUGAUCUGUUGUCCAUUUUAUACUGUGUGAAUGUGAUUAUGUGAAGUGAAAUUGUCCAGACUUAAAUUGUGUGUGUGUGUGUGUGUGUGUGUGUGUGUGUGUGUGUGUGUGUGUGUGUGUGUGUGUGUGUGUGUGUGUGUGUGUGUGUGUGUGUGUGUGUUUAUGGAAGACACUAAGCAGGUGCCUGCCUGCUGUUUAAAUCUGUCCCAAGCUGUUAAUGCUGCAUAUCUGAAUGGUAAAGCUGCUCUGCUGAAGUGUUAAUGGUGUUAUAACCCAUAUGUCCCUGUGCAUUGUGUAACUUAGAAGCACUGGCAGACACACCGUCCCUCCUCUUUGCUCUCCAUAAUUUUAAGAUGGUCACAGAUGUUCCCAGCUCUAAAAAUACUCCACGGAGACAAAAUAAUAAGUGUUUCUGAAAAGUAUGUUUCUGUCUGUUGAAUGGGUGCUAAAAUGUUUGCCUGCAUCUGGACAGCAGGUCUAUUUGUCGCCUAAUUGUAAUUUGGACCGAUAUCAAUGGCCCAAUUCUGCAUGUACGAUCGUAGCGUUUUGUGUGAACUGAAUACAGACAAGCAUCUGUUUCAAUGACCUUUCAGUGCCAUUUCUUCUAAAGUUAUAAUGGCAUCAUUUGCAUUAUCAAAUAAAGCUGUAGGAAAGUCAUUUAUUCAAUA